AUGGACUUCACGACCAUCCUGAACAGGAAAAACUCCGCUGCAGCCGCCGCCGCCGCUGAGGCGCAGUUACAACAGCAGUACUUCCAACAUAGUGCACAGUUGCACACCGGAGCUUCACCCACGAUGAAGAGCGAAUCAGGUGGCCCGGAAAACCCCGUCAAUGUAUAUCCUCCUCACGGUCCCCCGCCCAUGCAAAUGGAUGGUGGACUUCCCGAUUCCUUCUAUUAUGGACAGCCUACGGGCUCAACCCCUCGAAACAUGGCCUAUGCCCCUGCGGGAUACGCUGGCGAUCCCCAGAUGCAGCAGGAACCUGCUCCCCAAGGAAGAGCAGGUAUUGACCCACCACCAAAGACUUUCCACUGCUCAACCUGCAACAAGGGCUUCGCACGGCGCAGCGACCUUGCUCGACAUGAGCGUAUUCAUACAGGAGUUAGACCUCACGCUUGCGAGUGGCCAGGGUGUGGAAAGCAGUUCAUUCAACGCUCGGCCUUGACAGUGCACUCCCGUGUACACACCGGAGAGAAACCCCACAUGUGUGAGAGAUGUGGCAAGCCCUUCAGCGACUCGUCUUCGCUGGCCAGACAUCGCCGCAUUCACUCCGGCAAGCGACCCUACAAAUGCCCGUAUGCCAACUGUCAGAAGACCUUCACGCGUCGCACGACUUUGACACGCCACCAAAAUCACCACACCGGGACUAUCGAAGAAGCUGCUGCUGAGACAGAGGCCCAGUUGCGGCAAAAUAAGGACCGUGGACGUCCUGGCGAAGGAAUGUUUUCUGAGCACGCUUCCAUCCAUUCUACCCCGUCACCCGCGCAUCACCCGUCCAUGUCACCUGGUGGUGAGCUCCCGCCGCUGAACAUGCACCGCUCUGCCGGCGACUACUACAUGGGCAACGGCCCUAUCCCGCCUCAUGUGCGUGGGGAUUUCCCCCAAGGCAGCCCCCGAGCUUCCCCGACUGCGACAUCUCCUUCGCUAUCCAGCUACGGCAGUGCGCCCCACAACCGGCCAUCCAUGACAUCGCAUCCCUACGGUCUGCCUCAACCUCUUGAGCCCCCAGCGAACAGUGAUCACCGCCCCAAUAGCGUGAAUGGCAGUCCACACAUGACUAGUCUUGGAUGGGCUUCGCCUUCUCACGGUGGCAUGCCAUCGCCCGGAUCAGCCAACGACUUCACCUACCCUGAGCCCACUGGCCCCGCGUAUCCGACAUCAAUGCCGCCGCACAUGUAUUUUCCCAACUCUACCAUUCGUCGGCCUACCAGCACCGAGCCGGAGAACUACGAAAUGAAACCUCGAGGUGACCACACAUGGUCUACUGCUGUAUGA
This is a messenger RNA of Penicillium roqueforti, 1323 nucleotides long. Its product is annotated as putative C2H2 finger domain protein. Gene Ontology annotation, cellular component: transcription regulator complex; PcG protein complex. The transcript is spliced from 3 exons. The record is from RefSeq and is a predicted model, not a curated record. Lineage: Eukaryota; Fungi; Ascomycota; Eurotiomycetes; Eurotiales; Aspergillaceae. The coding region runs from base 1 to 1323 and encodes 440 amino acids. Gene Ontology annotation, biological process: regulation of transcription by RNA polymerase II. Gene Ontology annotation, molecular function: RNA polymerase II cis-regulatory region sequence-specific DNA binding; DNA-binding transcription factor activity, RNA polymerase II-specific.